UGCAGUGAUUAUCUGAUUUAUGUACGAAGAAAAAGAGAAGCAAAACACAGACAGCUCUUAUUGCACUGUGGCAUUUGCAAGGCACUGCAUUUAAUGCUGAGAGAUGCUAUACAUUAAAUCUGACAACUGUGAAAAGAGAGAUCAUGGAGAAGUCAAGUAGUGAGGAUUCUUCAAUUCACCGGAGUCCAUCUUUGGAUAGCAAAGACUCAGAUUUUGCUAAACCUUCUACCUCAGGGAGGCAAUUUGGUCGAGGUUUUACUGCAGGAGCUUUCUAUGGUACAACUGGAUCACGCACACAGAGCCACACUGGGGUCGGAACCGGGACCGGCGUUGGGACUGGAACUGGCGUAAAAAGUGACAAAUACAGUGCACCCAAAGGCAGCAAAUACGUGGUCUUUUACCUGGAUCUAUCCUUUGUUUUCCUUUUAGAAUUUAAGAAGUGCAACAUGGCAAGAGGCUGCCUGUGUUGUUUGAAAUACAUGAUGUUCCUUUUCAAUUUAAUAUUUUGGUUAUGUGGCUGUGGUCUGCUGGGUGUGGGCAUCUGGCUGUCGGUGUCGCAAGGAAACUUCGCCACAUUUUCUCCUAGCUUUCCAUCACUUUCAGCUGCCAACCUAGUCAUUGCCAUUGGCACAGUGAUCAUGGUGACCGGCUUUCUGGGCUGUCUAGGUGCUAUCAAGGAAAACAAGUGCCUCCUGUUGAGCUUUUUCAUCGUUUUGCUGAUAAUUCUUCUGGCAGAGCUGAUAUUACUCAUUUUGUUCUUUGUUUAUAUGGACAAGGUCAGUGAGAGUGCAAAGAAGGAUUUGAAGGAAGGUAUGAAGCUAUACAAUUCAGAAAAUAAUGUUGGACUGAAAAAUGCCUGGAAUAUCAUUCAAGCAGAGAUGAAAUGCUGUGGUGUGAAUGACUUUACAGAUUGGUACCCAGUCCUGGGAGAAAAUGUUGUUCCAGACCGAUGUUGUACAGAAAACUCCCAAGACUGUGGAAGGAACUCCACUGAAUUAGUCUGGAAAACGGGAUGUUAUGAGAGAGUUAUGACCUGGUUUGAUGAGAAUAAGCAUGUCCUUGGUUCGAUUGGGAUGUGCAUCCUCAUAAUGCAGAUUCUUGGCAUGGCCUUCUCCAUGACACUCUUCCAGCAGAUUCACAGGACUGGCAAAAAAUAUGAUGCCUAAAGCCUCUGAAACAUUAUCACAUCAACCCUUCUGUCUCAUCAUAAAAAUGAACACAAGGAAUGACCACAAGGAGCAUCACACUUAGCCCUGCUGAGGGAAUCCGUCCCAUUGACUGAUCCACUUUGUUGUUACUUGUCCAGUUAUUAUCACAACUUAUUUGACUCUUUUUUUUUUUUUCUGUUUCACAUUUGCCAUUUAUUUGCCAAAGAGGGGGAAACCCCCCCAAACAAAUGGAUUUUCUACACGAAAUCAUAGAUCUGCUCUAAGAAUGUUUCUUAACUUAAGAAAAUGUUUUGCUCUACUAAUCCAUGCUAUAUGUGCAAAAAUUACAUGUGUUCAACUUCAAGUGAGAAUUCUUCAAAGUCUUCCAUUAAGUUUUCAACCCUUAUAUCCAAUUUACUGGAAGACUCAGAAAAGCCACUCUGACUGAGAGUCCUAGGAAUUGGAGCUGCUUUGCUUUGCAGCUUCUUGUACCUUAUGGUGUAUACUUUUUUAUUAUAAUAAUGAUGAUGAUGAUUAUUAUUAUGAUGGAUAUAGCUUAGAAUUUAGUUGCCUGACUUAUAACUUCUUACUGUUUUUGGUUUUACACAUUUAUUGUACAUUAAUUUCGGAACCACUGUGCGAUCUCCAGAGGACAUGUUUUUCAAAGUUGAUGGUGCGGGCAAAGACACAACUUUUCUCAAGUCCAUGGGGAGGCAUUGUCUACCUUUAUCAGGGCCUCGAUGCCCUUACUGUAACAAAGGUGUCACUUUAAAAUCAGAGAUUCUUUCCUCAGAUGGAAUGCAAAGCCUUCCCACUGGACCAGAUGAUGAGCUUCCUACUCCUGUGAGGCAAAGUUUCAAUGCCUUUACUCACCCAAAGCAGUGCCUGGCUGCUUUGAUGUCAUGCUACUCUGAAAGCUUAAAGCACUGACUAAGCAAGUUACUGUUAGCGCAAAGGAGAGAGAUUGCAGUCUGACCUGCUGGCAGCAGACUUCACAGAUUGUGUCGUCUGCUUCAAAAAAGUUUGCCCAAGGCAUGGCGUGCUGCUGGAUGUGAAGGAAGGGAAGGGCAAUUUGAUGGCAACACUGUCAUGCCAUGCUCUUCAUUGUAGGGGUUUCCUCAAGCCAAAGACAGCUCUCUCCCUGAGGUAGAAAAGGUGGUUUGAUUAAAGGUGACCAGAUGGUGCAGGAAAGGGGUAAUUUCCAAAACAGCACUCAGAGAUGGAUUGUGUUGUCACACCUUCAGUACAGAUUGAUUCUUGCUGAUGGAUUGCCAA
Empidonax traillii (willow flycatcher) is the source of this 2423-nucleotide messenger RNA. It is a transcript of the gene TSPAN9, whose product is annotated as tetraspanin 9. The record is from RefSeq and is a predicted model, not a curated record. The coding region runs from base 144 to 1166 and encodes 340 amino acids. The transcript has 7 exons. Gene Ontology annotation, cellular component: membrane. NCBI's taxonomy places the organism in Eukaryota, Metazoa, Chordata, Aves, Passeriformes, Tyrannidae.